AUGGUGUGGUGGGAGGCAGUUCUAUCACCAGCCCUUCAGGUGCUGUUUGACAAGUUAGCUUCUGGGGACAUCUUGAACCUCCUAAAGGGAUGGAAUAUUGAUGAGCUACUUCUUGACAAGUUCAAGAUUGCUUAUGUUACCAACACUGCUGUGGUUGAUGAUGCAGAGGAGAAGCAAUACAACAACCUAGCUGUUGAAACAUGGCUGGGCAUGCUCAAACAUGCUGUUUAUGAAGCUGAGGACACUUUGGAUGACUUGGCCACUGAAGCUCUUCGAUUUAAAUUAGAGUCUAAUUCUCAAACCAUCGCAGAUCAGGUACGCAAUUUGAAGUUUCCAUCUUUCAAUCCUUUCAGUGAACGCAUGGAGUCUAAGAUAGAGAAGCAUAUUGAAAAACUUGAAUUCAUUGCAAAACAAAAAGAUGUUCUUGGUUUGAAAAGUGACCAUGAAGGAACGUUUAGAAUCAUGACAAGAGUACCAACUACUCCACUGUUGAUUGAGUCUCAUGUUUAUGGUAGGGAUGAUGAUAAAGAGGCGAUAAUUAAAUUGUUGGUGGCUGAUGAUGAAACAACUAGUAACAAUGAAUUUUGUGUGAUUCCUAUAGUGGGAAUGGGCGGUCUUGGCAAGACCACUCUUGCUCAGAUUGUCUACAAUGACAAGAGAAUGGAUGAUUAUUUUGAUGUAAAAGCAUGGGCUUGCGUAUCAGAUGACUUCAAUCUCAUAAGCAUAACAAAGGCGCUUCUUGAGUCAGCAACCAAUAAAGCAUGUGAUACCAUGAAUUUGGAACUACUUCAGAGUAGUUUGAGAAAGAAAUUGAGCAAAAAGAAAUUUCUAAUUGUAUUGGAUGACAUAUGGAAUGAAAGCUAUGACGACUGGAAUGAUCUUACGAUUCCUUUGAUGGUUGGAGAUUGUGGUAGUAAAAUUGUUGUAACAACACGCAACAAAGAGGUUUUAUCUGUCAUGAUGAACACACUCCCCAUUUAUCAGCUGACGGAGAUGUUGGAGGAUGCCUGUUGGUCAUUAUUUCUGCGCCAUGCAUUUGGAAACAGAGAUUCAAAUGCGUAUCUGAACCUGCAUGCAAUUGGCAGAAAAAUAGUCAACAAGUGUAAAGGCUUGCCUUUGGCUGCAAAGACUAUAGGUGGCCUAUUGGGUUCUAAACUAGACACUGAUUAUUGGUAUGAAAUUCUGAAUAGCAAGGUAUGGGACUUGCCUUCUAAGAAAAAUGCAAUCCUUCCAGCUCUAAGAUUGAGCUAUCAUCAUCUCCCUACCAAUUUGAAGAGGUGCUUUGCAUGCUGUUCAAUCUUUCCACAAGAUUAUGAAUUUGAUAGAAAGAGUUUAGUCUUGUUGUGGAUGGCUGAAGGUUUUUUAUAG
Molecule: messenger RNA, 1368 nt
Organism: Camellia sinensis
Lineage: Eukaryota; Viridiplantae; Streptophyta; Magnoliopsida; Ericales; Theaceae
Source: RefSeq, a predicted model, not a curated record